Molecule: messenger RNA, 3480 nt
Organism: Mesorhabditis spiculigera
Lineage: Eukaryota; Metazoa; Nematoda; Chromadorea; Rhabditida; Rhabditidae
Source: the annotation of a GenBank genome assembly
AUGGGCGAUUCCUUCGCGGGCGCCGUGCCCGAGAAGAUCAACUUUGCCGAGGAGGAGCAGCGCGUACUGCAGGAAUGGAAUGAAAAGAAGAUUUUUGAGAAGUCUGUAGAGUUGUCCAAGGGCCGGAAGCGCUACACUUUCUUCGACGGUCCGCCGUUUGCGACUGGGUUGCCGCAUUAUGGGCAUAUUCUUGCUGGUACCAUCAAGGACAUUGUGACGCGAUGGGCACACCAGAGCGGGUACUACGUGGAACGGCGUUUCGGAUGGGAUACACAUGGAAUGCCAGUGGAGUUCGAAAUUGAUAAAAUGCUGGGCAUCAAGGGCCCAGCCGACAUCCAUGCGAUGGGAAUCGGCAAUUAUAAUGCCGAAUGCCGGAAAAUUGUCAUGCGCUAUUCAGCGGAAUGGGAGACUAGCGUGAACCGACUCGGAAGAUGGAUCGAUUUCAAGAACGACUACAAGACGCUGUACCCCUGGUUUAUGGAAUCUGUGUGGUGGGCCUUCUCCGAGCUCUACAAGAAGGGCCUCGUUUAUCGUGGCGUCAAAGUCAUGCCCUACUCGACGGCAUGCAGUACGCCCAUCUCCAAUUUUGAGGCCGGACAGAAUUAUAAAAUGGUCAAGGACCCAGCAGUCUGCGUCGGGUUCAAGGUCGAAAACACGGAGAAGCGGUACCUAGUCGCCUGGACGACUACCCCGUGGACUCUUCCUUCCAACUUGGCCAUUGUUGUGCAUCCUGAUCUCGAAUACGUCGUUGCUAAAGAUAAGGCCACUGGCAACGAGUACAUUGUCAUGGAGGCGCGACUUGGCGAGCUCAAGCUCCCUGACCUUGAGAUUGUCGAAAAGUUCCUCGGCAAAAAGUUGGAAGGCACGCUCUAUGAGCCCCUGUUCCCCUACUUCAAACAUAUGCGUCAGCAGACGAACGCCUUCCGCGUCCUGACCAACACAUUUGUUACCACCGAUCAGGGUACGGGCGUUGUGCACGAAGCCCCCUAUUUCGGAGAGAUCGAUUUCCACUGCUGCCUGGAGAACGGCAUCAUCACGAAAGACAUGAAAAUUGUCUGCCCUGUUGAUGAGACGGGAAAAUUUACUUCCGAUGUCACUGAAUGGGCAGGAAUGUAUGUGAAGGAUGCUGAUAAGCUUAUCAUCAAGCAUUUGAAGGACAAUGGGCACUUGGUCCAUCGCGGCGAGGUCGAGCACUCUUACCCGUUCUGCUGGCGCUCGGAGACGCCGCUUCUCUACAAGGCCGUGCCGUCGUGGUUCGUGCGCGUCGAAGAUAUCGUUCCCAAGCUGCUCGAAAACAAUGAGAAGACAUAUUGGGUCCCUAACUUUGUGAAGGAGAAGCGCUUCGCUAAUUGGCUGCGGGAUGCCCGUGACUGGGCUGUGUCGAGAAAUCGUUUCUGGGGUACUCCCAUCAAUCUUUGGGUAUCGGAUGACGGCGAAGAAGUGGUUCCCAUCGGCUCUAUUGCCGAGCUCGAACAACUCAGCGGGAAGAAGAUCACCGAUUUGCACAGGGAGAGCGUUGACGACAUCACGAUCCCGUCUCGCACGGGGCGCGGCGUGUUGAAGCGCACCUCCGAGGUGUUUGACUGUUGGUUCGAGUCCGGGUCGAUGCCGUACGCGCAGAACCAUUAUCCCUUCGAGAAUAAGGACCGUUUUGAGGAGAACUUCCCGGCCGAUUUCAUUGCCGAGGGUAUCGACCAGACACGAGGCUGGUUUUAUACGCUGCUCGUGCUUUCGACUGCGCUUUUUGAUCGUCCUCCGUUCAAGAACCUUAUCUGCAACGGCCUCGUCUUGGCCGAAGACGGCAACAAGAUGUCCAAGAGCAAGAAGAAUUUCCCAGAUCCGAUGCUGGUCGUCAACAAAUAUGGAGCAGAUGCCUUGAGGUUGUACCUGAUCAACUCACCCGUCGUUCGUGGCGAGAACCUGCGCUUCCGGGAGGCUGGGGUCAACGAGCUGUUGAAGGACGUUUUCCUGCCCUGGUUCAACGCUUAUCGCUUUUUGGGCCAGAAUAUCAAGGCAUUUGAGGAGUCCGGCUCCAAGUUUGCUCUCAAGGAGCUCCCGAAGGACGCGAAUGUCAUGGAUCGUUGGAUCGAAUCGUUCACCAACUCGUUGGUACGCUUCGUAACGGCGGAGAUGGCUGAGUAUGUUUCUAAAUGUUUUCAUAUGCUUGCUUUUUCGAUAUCGUCUCUACACCGUCGUGGCCCCUUGACCCGCUUCUUCGAUACGCUCACAAACUGCUACAUCCGCUUGAACAGAAAGCGCAUUAAGGGAGAGCUUGGCGUUGACCAGCAGGUCGUCUCGCUAUCGGUGUUGACUCGCGUCUUGUCGAUCAUCUGCCGUCUGAUGGCGCCGUUCACGCCAUUCUUUACGGAAUAUGUCUGGAAGCAAAUUCUGCCGUUGACUGGGGCAUCUGAGGAAUCCGUGCAUUUCACCCUCCUGCCGCAACCGGACGAGAGCGUCAUCGACGAGAGCGUCGAAACUAGCGUUCAGGCCAUGCGCUCCGUGAUGGAUUUGGUUCGCGUCGUCCGUGACAAGAAGGGCAUUGCGGUCAAGUACCCGUUGAAAGAGAUGGUUGUCAUCAACCGGGACAAGACUUUCCUGAGUGCUGUGCACGAGCUCGAGCAGUACAUCCUCUCCGAGCUGAACGUUCGAAAACUGGUGGUCAGCAGUGACAAGGACCAAUACGGAGUUCAGCUAAAGGCUGAACCUAAUUUCCGUCUACUGGGCGCUCGUCUGAAGGGUGACCAAAAGAAGGUGGGCGAAUAUCUCAAGAAGGAGAUCAGCCAAGCCGAGUUGGAAAAGUUCCUGAAUGAAGGAAAGCUCGUCGUCCUGGGCCACGAGUUGACUGCUGAAGAGGUGACGGUGAAAUACGGUGGCGUUGGCGACGACCAGGCCAGCCAUCACGAAUAUCACUCGGAUGCCAAUACCAUCAUUGUUGUGGACGUAUCCGAGGAUGAUUCCCUGGUCGAGGAGGGUCUUGCCCGCGAGGUGACAAACCGCAUCAACAAGCUGCGCAAAGCGGCCAAGCUCAUCCAGAGCGACCGGGCGACGAUCUACUGCACCAUCAGCCCGCCAGACUGCAAGUUGGCAACCGUUCUCAAAGCGCACAAGGAUAACGCCACAAAUACGCCACUGGUGUUCGAGGCUUUGCCGAAGUCGGAAAAGGCCGCAGCUGUAUUGCCGGACAAUUUGACGAAAAUCAAGGAUGCUGGAGAAAUUCGGUUGUGGCUGGUCGGCACUUCAUCGGCUCCUGCAACUGCCUCAGAUGACAGCGUCACCGUCAGCCACAAAGGCACCUCAUUCACCCUGCGCCUGACCGCCGGGGAACAGCGUUUGACAAAAUACUCGGAUCUGGUUUACGAGGUCCGAUCUGCACUAAACCUCUGGAGCGGCGCUCUGAAGUUGACGCUGCCUGAUGGAUCAGCUGUGCAUGCCACGAGCGACGUCCAAUCCCUUCGCGGCCAAUCCCUCUCCGUCACCCUC